Messenger RNA from Linum tenue, 3073 nucleotides. NCBI's taxonomy places the organism in Eukaryota, Viridiplantae, Streptophyta, Magnoliopsida, Malpighiales, Linaceae. The record is from the annotation of a GenBank genome assembly.
UGGGACCAACUGGUUCUUGAAAAUCAUAGCCACAACGCAGUUGCCUCGCCUCCCAAUCAAUGAAUCAAUCUUUAGAGUCUCGACAACUAACCCCCUCCCCUUCUCAAUCGCUGGCCCUGUCCAGGUUCUUCAGAGAGCGUUGCUGAAGCAGUCUGUGGCGGUGGCCAUCUCCCGUCGACGAACCACGGCGAUUUCGACUGCAUCUGGGUUGUUGCCUUCUCAAUUGCCGGCCCAAUCCUGAUUCUUCAAAGGAAGUUGACGAACCAGAGCCCAGAAAGGCUUGGAGUGCAUCAUCGGUGUUGAUACAGAUGAUGAAACCCCAGAGGCUUGGACUGCAAAAUUCGCCGCCAACCAAUCUCCUGACUACCAGAGGCUUGGACUGCAUCUCCGGGGUCCAUGAAACAGAUGAAGAAGCACUUGAAUUGAUUCGCCUGUCCAAUUCUUCGGAGGGCGUUGAUGAAUCAGUGGUGGUAUUGAUGAGAGAGCAGGAUCUUCAUGCUCCCCCUUGUCAUAAAUACCAGGUAAGUCUUUUGUUUAGUGCAAACCAAUUUCCUUGACUUAUGCCAAGAUGUUGCUUACAAUUUGCGGAUCCUACCAAAGUUCUGAUGGGGGACAAGUUCAGUUUAUGCACCAUCAGCCUCCAUUCUUUUUUAUUGUGCUGAAACGCAAUAUGAACUUCCAAUUUUUAGAUUCAACAUCUAUUCCCUUUUGUCUUCUUUUCUCUUGUGUGGAAGGAGAGUUACGAAAUAGACCAGGCAUAAACUUUUCCCUUCUUGUGCUUACAGAAGCCCAUGGUUUUACCUUGGAGGUUACUGCCCUGGUAGUGCAUAAUCUUAGCGCUGAAAUUGAAGUCGUCCUCAGUGAAUAUGGCUAUCACAAACGUUUUCAUGGAAAGUCAUCUGCCACCGCUUGGUGAAUCCACAAAAGCUUCAGACAGAAGCCGUGAGUCUGUUUUACAUCUUUUUGCUUUGUUGCAUUAGCAUUCCAUUCGAAUGAUAUGUGCAUGAUGAUCCUCUCAGUAGCAGCAUUCAUGCUUGCUGGCCAUUGAGAGUUGUUUACGGUAUCCUUCCAUGUAUGUUUUUACCAAUUUUUUCUACACUCAAUUGCGGUAAAGUCUGCAAGGGAGACUGCAUUUGGAGGGUCAUUGAGAGUUGUUGAAUUGUGGUUAUUUAACUAUUCAUGCUAUUAGUCGUGUGAAUUGUCUGAUUAAUUAAAAAUUUAUGUACUGUCGGCCAAAAUGUUCUAUGGCUUUGAAAUACAAGAGGGAGACAAGGUUGGUCUCUGGAUUUCAUUUUGGUUAUGAUGUGGUGCCUUGCUGGAACUUAAGGCCAGGGUUGAAAAUCCAAACAAGUGUGGAAUCCUUGAGUUAUGGACAUUGUUCGAAUGCUUGCUGAUAUAACUUUAUACUAACCAAAGCUUACGUCCAUCCUGAUUAUGGAUCUUAAUUCAUAAAUGAAACAAACACAAGGAUGGAUGGUAUAUCUGUCAGCACACCUCAGAAUCCAGUACUCAAUCGCAGUCCCCAAGCUAUAACACUUCAAGAGCUUGCUGGGCUUUAUGGUCACAAGCUCAAAUCUGAAACCUUCUUCUCACCGCCGACAUCCAUUCUUGCCACCACCGGAAAUACAGUUACCGACUCCGACUCCGACUCCGACUCCGGAGGAAGCGAUCAUCUUCCUUUGAUCUCGCAUCGUCUCUCUAUUCUGCUCUUUAACCAUCCCGGACACAAAAUCGGAGCGGAAGGCAUCGUGGCUCCCGCUGAUUAUAUAAAAGAAAGUGAUAAUUUGGUGUCUCUUCAUGAACAAAUUCGUGACUGCCACAGCAUCUUGUCACAGAUGGAGACCCUCCUCAGUGGGUUCCAGGAUGUGCAACCUGAGCUUGAGAAGCUGAGGCAGAAAGCAGUUUCCAAGGUUUUUGAUUUCAUUAUUCAGAAGCUUCAAGCUCUGAGAAAACCUAAAACGAAUAUCCAGAUCCUUCAACAAAGUGUUCUUUUAAAGUACAAGUAUGUCAUUUCCUUUUUAAAAGAGCAUGGCAAGGAAGUGUACACUGAAGUUCGCACUGCGUACAUUGACACAAUGAACAAGGUUCUAAGUGCAUGUUUUCGUGCAUACAUUCAAGCGCUGGAGAAACUACAGUUCGAUAUAGCAACUUCGAGUGAUUUAAUUGGUGUGGAGACCGGAAGUAUUGGCUUGUUUUCGAGAGUCAGAGAGCCGCUGAAAAAUCGAUCAGCUGUUUUUGCUUUGGGAGAUAGGAUUAAUAUCUUGAAGGACAUUGAGCAGCCAACAUUGAUUCCACAUAUAGCUGAAGCCAGUUCCCAGAAGUAUCCUUAUGAGGUCAUCUUCGGGAGCUUACACAGGCUACUACUGGAUACAGCCACUUCAGAGUAUCUUUUCUGUGAUAACUUCUUUGGGGAAGAGGCCAUGUUUAAUGAAAUAUUUGCUGGUCCCCUUACUGUGAUUGAUGAGCACUUCAAUUCCAUACUGCCAAACAGUUAUGAUGCAAUGGGCGACGAGUUCCCUGUUUGGACUCAUAUCUUGACAAGGCAGGCCCUGAAGGUGAGAAAAUUCAAAUUCAUUUUGAGGAACUGCUGAAGAGCAAUACAGCAUUGUUCGUGGAGGAACUCUUUGUGGAGCAUUUUGCGGACCUAAUCAAGUUCGUCAAGACACGAGCUUGUGGGCAUUUCAACCGAACAACAAAGAUGAGCCAACCGAGGAAAACAAUGAAGAGGACGAAAGCAAUAAAGAUAAGUCAACCCAAAAAAGCAAUAAAGAGGACAAGUGCACUGACGAGGAAGAGCGGCAGUGAAAAUGAGCCAACCAAAAAAUCUUGUUGAACUAUUUAGUCCUUAGUACUUAGUUAUGUCUGUUUGCGUUUGUGCUUAUGUAUUUUUCAAUCAGAAUAUGAUGAUGCAUUGGUGUGGACUACAUGCAGCUCAACUUAAGUUAGUACUUAGUUAUGUCUGUUUGCGUUUGUGCUUAUGUAUUUUUCAAUCAGAAUAUGAUGAUGCAUUGGUGUGGACUACAUGCAGCUCAACUUAAGCAUUGAUUAGACAAAUUUAAUCGUGUUAUGGAUG